AUGUUCUUGCAUGAAAAAAACAAACAUGAUAACGAUCAAAUUCCAGCCACAAGGGUAUCAUUGUGUCUACAAACUAAAAUUGUUGAUCGCCCGAUGCAAUCUUAUUUUGUAAUUGGUAUAUCGAUUGUAUUGAUACAUCGACACAGAGAUGUAAAAGAAUUGUUUAUGAUUUCCCAAAUCUGGAAGACCGAGAAAAAUCUGUCGUUGAAGAAAUUGGAGUGGAAAGUACCACGCAUCAUUUGUGAUCUCCGCAAAAUGAGGGUAUUUAUUGUGCAGGAGCAUCCACCUAUCGAAAUCAAGUUAUUUUCGUGA
Messenger RNA from Acaulospora morrowiae, 312 nucleotides. Lineage: Eukaryota; Fungi; Glomeromycota; Glomeromycetes; Diversisporales; Acaulosporaceae. The record is from the annotation of a GenBank genome assembly.